UUCUCAGCUGUGUUGAAACCGAAAUUUACGCGGACACACUCAUGGCGAUACACAAGUCAUGCCCACUGUUGGAGCAUAUUUCUAGAAAUUGUUGGGCCAGUUCGUGGUGGCUGACACCUGUGCGCGGCCGUCGAGGUACUGUUGGUAUCUCCCAGAAGGAGAACCCAGCGUUAUACUUGAGCCACUUUUCCGAGCUCAAGUCUUUGUCGAUCCACGGAUUUCGCGGCGAGAUUUCGCUGUGGACGAAGUUGAUUGUCAACAUAUUGCUAGAAAGUCCCAGUUUGACGGCGCUUGGUCUGUCCAUGCAUAUUGACACAAUAAUAACCCAACACGAACUAGACGGCUGUCCAGGCCGCCAAGGCAGCCAGGGUUGCUUGGACAAGUCGAUCUGCGUCCUCUUUCCAACCGUGUGUAGGGAAUACAUCGAAAAAGGUGGCCAGCCACUCCGGCUGCAGUCCCUGGUAUUAGGUCUUGGCAUGACUGUCAGCGACCAAGAGACCCCAAUUCACGACGCCGAGUUUUCAUUAGAGGGGGAGGCAAAAGUCGGAUCGACGGUACAAGCUAUCGAACAACUCAGCCGAGUCGUUGAUCUGUCGACCCUACGGCAUCUCUCCAUCUUUAAUCACCAAAUACACACCGGGCCUCACACGCUCUUCCACGCGCCCGUACAGCACUCGGACCGUGUCUGGUGUGUGAUUCUCACACAGAAGAACCUCUGCUCUAAGCUUGAUACACUAUCCUUCUCCUCUUACAAGCCUUCUUUGAACUAUGUGAUUCAUGAUACGGCGACAAUGGCACAUCUCGGGAUCCAAUUCGAGAGUCUUACCGACUGGACACGUUCUAGUACCAUCACCUUCGAGCCUCGGUGGGCCGACUUGCGGGGGGCCUGGGGGCUGUCUUUGCCGCUUGACCGCGAUGGCACCGCGCUUUCCCACAUGGAUGGCAGUACGGCGCUUCGGACUCUCAUACUCGACUCGCACUACCCGGUCAACGUGCAGAGAAACGGCGCCAUCAUCCGCGAGCUCCAGAAGCUGCCCAACCUUGAGCAUCUCUGGCUGCGGUGUCCAUACUGCGUGGACGAGACCUGGCAUUACCGUGUUCCCCAAAAGAUUCUUAGUUGUGUAUAUCUCGCCGCCAGCGACAAGACUGCUCGUCGUAUGUUGCAGCUGUGGGGAAACAGCGGUCGGCCAGUCGCGCAGAUGCGUUCUCAGACCUGGCUGGACUUUGGCUACGGCAACAUCGUCUCGCAUUGCAAGAAUCUUCGCUACCUCCGCACAUGUGACGAGAGACUGCGCGUGGUUCGAACAAAAGACAGGCACCGGUUUGAGCAACUGGGCCGGUGGGAGGAUGAGUUCGAGGCUCCCGACUUCUUCAGGGCAUCGGGGCGAGAAUGGGUGUGCGCCAAUUCAUGGCCAUCCAAGGAAACGUAUUUGCAUGCAUGAGAUCAAUUUUGAGCUACGUUGGGCGUGAGAAGCAAACAAGUGAGAUGGGCAAAUUAUAGGGAAUUUUGUCUAUGCCGCUUUCAUCUUUACAGGGGCAUAGUACCCCUUUCAAAACCUUCCCAAAUCCCAACUCAGACCCGACCUAAAGUAUCAUGUCCUCCCGCUCUUCAUGAACCCGUAGCCUCACGG
Messenger RNA from Lasiosphaeria miniovina, 1631 nucleotides. RefSeq lists its product as uncharacterized. The transcript has a single exon. The coding region runs from base 42 to 1442 and encodes 466 amino acids. Lineage: Eukaryota; Fungi; Ascomycota; Sordariomycetes; Sordariales; Lasiosphaeriaceae. The record is from RefSeq and is a predicted model, not a curated record.